AUGGAACAGCCCGCGCUCGCCGCCGCCCUGGCCGUGGCGGGGCUGGCGCUGAGCUGCUGCCGCGAGCUGCUGCUCUCCGAAUGUUAUACAGCAAAUGGGGCUGACUAUCGUGGCACUCAGAACCAGACCGCCCAGUAUGCAGGGAAACCUUGUCUUUUUUGGAAUGAGACCUUUGAGCAUCCUUAUAAUACUUUGAAAUAUCCCAAUGGGGAGGGAGGGCUUGGAGAGCAUAACUACUGCAGGAAUCCUGAUGGGGAUGUCAGCCCGUGGUGCUACAUUGCAGAGCAUGAGGACGGAGUUUACUGGAAAUAUUGUGAGAUUCCAUCAUGCCGAAUGCCAGGGAAUCUAGGGUGUUACAAGGACCACGGAGAGCCACCACCUUUGACUGGCACCAGUGAGACCUCCAACAAACUUACUAUCCAAACGUGCAUCAGUUCCUGCCGACGUCAGCAAUUCAAGUUUGCAGGCAUGGAAUCAGGUUAUGCCUGUUUCUGUGGAAAUAAUCCUGACUACUGGAGAUAUGGGGAGGCAGCCAGUACGGAAUGCAACAGUGUUUGCUUUGGAGACCAUACUCAGCCUUGUGGUGGGGAUGGCAGAGUCAUUCUUUUUGACACCCUUAUUGGUGCCUGUGGAGGGAAUUACACUUCUGCUACAGCUGUGAUCUACUCUCCAGAUUUUCCUGACACAUAUGGCACAGGCAGAGUCUGUUAUUGGACCAUACAAGUUCCAGGAGCAUCUCAGAUCCACUUCAGUUUUGCCCUUUUUGAAAUCAAAGAUGCUACAGAUAUGGUGGAACUGUUGGAUGGCUACACCUAUCAUGUUCUAGCUCGUUUUAAUGGCAGUAACCGGCCUCCCCACUCCUUUAACAUCUCUUUGGAUUUUGUCAUACUGUACUUUUUCUCAGACCAAAUCAAUCAAGCCCAGGGUUUUGCCAUCAGAUAUAGAGCUGUCAAGGACAAUGUGCAUCCAAACAAGAUUCCAAUGAAUCAGACCCUUUCAGAGAAGAUAAAUGAACAAGCAAAUCUCAGCAUCAAUGCAGCCCGAUCGUCAAAGAUACUUUAUGUCAUCACAACCAGCCCAAGUCAUCCUAGCAGCUCCAUGCCAGGUAAUAUUACAAGGGAAUAUGGAAAUGGGGAGGGGGGGGAGAAUCUGGAGUCAUUGUGGACAAUAUAUGGGCUCACAGCACUCCUCAUCCUAAGUGUUACAGCUGUAUUGGCAAAGAUAUUUCUCCACAUUAUUGUGAAAUCCCAUCAGAUACGAUCUGUCACUGAAAUAGAAGAUUCCCACCAGGUUCCUACUGCUGCCGAAAUCUGGAGUAUUUUUUAUGAACCUUCCACCUCCAUAUCCAUCUUCAAGAAAAAGCUUCAAAGUCAACAAGAUGAUCGCAACCCACUGAGUCUUCAAGACAACAGCCUGACAUCCCAAAGAUGGGAACUUCUCUAUACAAAACAGGUGGUUGAAGCAAAGGAAGGCUGGUUUCUUGGGUGAAUUCUGAGAGGUGAUUGAACAGGCUUGGAUGAGAAUGGAAAAAAAAUCCAGGUGAUUAGCAGGUUUAAAAAAAAAAAAAAAAAGAAAAAAUGGAGGAGAAGACUGCAAGGGAUUUAUUUUUUUUCCUAUACCUCUGGAUAGGAAAUAAGUAACAUUUGGAGACAAACUAUUUAAACAGUAACAUAUAUACGUAUGUUAUUUAUAUGUAUAUGCAUACCACACGCUCACACAGAGGUAGCAAUCCUCUAGCUACCACAUACCUCCAAGGCCACUCUAUUUUGUUGUCUAGCCUUCACGAACGUUUCAGGCCAACUUAUUAACUCUGCUGACAAAAACAGAGUAGUACGACACUGACUUUGACUUCAGUGGGACCAGAGAUUUAAUCCUCCAGGCUAAAACCUUGGGUCUAGCUUGACUACUCUGCAUAAAUCCUCCAGUUAUGUCCAUCUGCAUCAUGCUGGCUCAGGUUUUGAAACACUUUAGUAAAGGCCAAUGAAUUAUUCUUAGCUGAAAUUAAAGCAGAAAUUAGUUGCCCUGCUACAGGCAACAUAUAUAAGGACAUCCAAACAUACAUGAGGAUGCCUUCCAACAGGGACCUGACAUGUCUAUGUGCUACUCAUGCUUGGAGUAAAACCUCAGGGACUUACAAGACUCCUUCAAAUAUCUUGCAUACUAUAUAAAGACCCAAGUGUUGUCAUGGACUGACACACUGCAGUCUCAAUGUCACUGCUUUUCCUUCCCUGUUUCGCCCGGCAGAGCUCUUCACCUUUUCCAUAGCAUAUUCUCUGGUGCAUUACUUUCCCAGUCCUUCUCUUUUCUUUCUCUACCUCACAUCUUCUUUACCUUCCCAGUUCAAUUUUUGUUUUCUUGCAAUGAAAAUAUCUAACUUCCUCCUCCUCAAUAGCUGUAUCUGACAGGAAAGCAGGGACUCUGAAGCAACAGACAGCCUCAAAUAACUAGGUAAGACUACCUGAGGACAAUAUUAGGGAAGCAACCAAGAUUUUCAAGUGCUGGCUUUACCCUAAGCAUAAUAUACCAGUUUAAAAAAAAUGUUUGAUAUCCAAAUAUGGCACAUUUGCUCUAAAGACAAGAGUCUCCCUUGGGCAAAAAUUGUCCAAGUCUGAAUUAUUCAAAGUGAAGUAUGAAAAAGUAAGGAACAGGUUAGUAUGAAGCAGCUAGCUAAAGUCAGAUUUUUAAUUAUGUAUAGAUCUUUGUAUUUUAAUAUUUGCUGAUAACUCAUUGCCUGUCGAGGUUGUGAAAAGUGAAUUUUAAAGCAGUUGCCUGAAAACUGAAUGGUCCUAAGACAGAACAUUAUGGGUUGGCUCCAGAAAAAGUACUUCUAAACUUUCUAUUACAAUAAUUUUUGCUAGGAUCUGUAUGUGUGUGUAUGCAUAGAUAUCUAUUUUUUUUUAAAUACAAACGUGAUUAUUGCUGAUAACAAUUCAUUUCAGUGCAUCUAGGGCUGUAUGUUGAGAAACACAGCUAUCUGUGUCCUUUCCCACUAACAAGAAGGACAACUUCCACAUGUAUAUGCAAUAAAACUGUAUUUUUGUGUGUUUUUGCUUUUUUUAU
Molecule: messenger RNA, 3060 nt
Organism: Rhea pennata
Lineage: Eukaryota; Metazoa; Chordata; Aves; Rheiformes; Rheidae
Gene: KREMEN1
Product: kringle containing transmembrane protein 1
Exons: 10
Coding region: 1-1488 (495 amino acids)
Biological process (GO): Wnt signaling pathway; multicellular organism development
Cellular component (GO): plasma membrane
Source: RefSeq, a predicted model, not a curated record